Odontomachus brunneus is the source of this 3180-nucleotide messenger RNA. Its product is annotated as sodium-independent sulfate anion transporter-like. Gene Ontology annotation, cellular component: membrane. Lineage: Eukaryota; Metazoa; Arthropoda; Insecta; Hymenoptera; Formicidae. Gene Ontology annotation, biological process: transmembrane transport. The transcript has 11 exons. The record is from RefSeq and is a predicted model, not a curated record. Gene Ontology annotation, molecular function: sulfate transmembrane transporter activity. The coding region runs from base 474 to 2498 and encodes 674 amino acids.
GAGAGCGUUUUGGCAGGUGAACCGCGACACGGUCUCGAGGCUCUCUCAGACAAAAUCGCGCCUUCGCUUCGUCCUGCCGUCUGAUCGCGCGCCGCGUAUUUUCGCGACGUUCCGCGGCCGCGCCGCAACGCACCUGUUACAUCCGCGUCUAGUCGGAUCCCGUGGCCAUCGCGCUCACGAUCCGUUUCCCCGGCCCGCCGAGCUGCACACCGCCUGAUCUGACCCCGACGACGACCACGAUGUAUGCGGGAUGUAGAGGCGGGCGCAGUCGCGUGUGACAUAUCGCGGACGCCAGCAGGGGUCGCUACGCGAACAAGCUCGACGACGAUGGAGUCCACCUGAUGACGAAACACCCGCUUCACACCGGCGCCACGCAUCGCUGUCGAAGUCAUCGAGGAGGGUACUCCGAAUAUUCGCUCUCGUCCGUCGUCCUCAACGUCCGUGUCGAUUCGCCGUGAACGCUACCAGCCACUAUGUCCAGGUAUAACGUCAACGAGGAGUACGACCUGGAAAAUCGCAGGGAGGUCACCCUGACCGGCUUCAGCAGCAACGCACUCGACGACGUGCUGCGGAGCAACGGCGGCAACAACAACGAGCCGGCGUUGAACGGCAAUUCGGCCGGCAUAAUUGCCGGCGCACACGCCAUCACCAAAGACGCGAAGGUCGUCAACCUCGAGGUGCCAGAAAAUACCAACAAGAAUAUCCUGUGUUCCUCCGGAAGAAGCUGGCUAUAUCGGCGAAUCAAGAGUUCCUUCAAGAGGAAGCUGCUGUUCAAAAGGAUACCGAUCCUGGCGUGGUUGCCGCAUUAUCAGAAGGAGUAUGUGGUGAGCGAUCUAGUGGCCGGCAUUACCGUGGGACUCACCGUCAUACCGCAGGCAAUAGCGUACGCUAACGUCGCAGGAAUACCAUUACAAUAUGGACUCUACUCGUCCUUCAUGGCGUGUUUCGUGUACACAAUUUUUGGCUCCUGCAAGGACGUACCUGUAGGGCCGACUGCAAUCGUCGCGAUCAUGACGAGAGAAACUCUCCAGAGAGCGCACCUAGGACCCGAUUUCGCUGUAUUAUUGGCCUUCAUCUCGGGCUGCGUUUCUUUGCUAAUGGGCAUCUUGCAAUUAGGGUUCCUGUUGGACUUCAUAUCGGGGCCAGUGUCUGUCGGUUUCACGUCGGCGGCAUCAAUCAUUAUCGCCACCAGCCAGGUGAAAGACAUUCUCGGGGUCCAUGUAUCCAGUGGCAAAUUUGUGCAAGUCUGGCGAGAUAUAUUCGAGCAGAUCGGCGAGACGCGGCUCUGGGACACCGCUUUGGGAGUCGUCUGCAUAAUUGUCCUGCUGCUUCUACGGAAAGUUAAGGACCUUCCAGUGAUACCAAAAAAUACCAAAGUGCCGUCGCAACUUCAACAAGCCAUUUCAAAGCUACUCUGGCUGCUCUCCACAGCCAGGAAUAUCAUCAUAGUAAUCAUUUGCGCUAUAAUGGCUUGGGCCCUUGAGAUUCACCUGGGAGAGUCACCCGUGAUUUUAACAGGUCAUGUAAAGCAAGGACUACCGGAAUUUCGUCUGCCGCCUUUCGAAGCUCGUAUAGGAAAUGAAACUUACACCUUCCUUGAUAUGAUUUCGUCUCUGGGCUCCGGCUGUGUGGUCAUUCCCAUGCUGAGUUUGCUGGAAAGCAUUUCUAUCGCCAAAGUAUUCUCUGAUGGCAAGUCGAUCGACGCAACUCAAGAGAUGCUGGCACUGGGUGCGUGCAAUGUGCUGUCAUCCUUUGUAUCGUCGAUGCCCGUGAGCGGCGGCCUCAGUCGAGGUGCAGUCAAUCAUUCGUCUGGAGUGAAGACAACGCUCGGUGGAGUCUACACUGGUCUCCUGGUACUUAUAUCAUUGCAAUUCCUCACACCCUAUCUAUAUUACAUUCCCAAGGCCUCCCUGGCGGCCGUCAUCAUCGCUGCGGUCGUUUUCAUGGUAGAGCUUCACGUGGUAAAACCUAUGUGGCGAACCAAGAAAAUUGAUCUCAUACCGGCCAUAGUCACGUUCCUGUGCUGCCUUUUCGUGCGACUUGAGCUGGGCAUAGUAAUCGGUAUUGGUAUAAAUCUCUUGUUCCUACUUUAUGCCUCGGCCAGACCGACAUUACGAGUCCAUAAAGCUACGAGCGUCAGCGGCUGUGAAUAUCUUGUCAUAACACCGGAUCGCAGUCUGGUGUUUCCGAGCGUUGAAUACGUACGAGCCGUCAUCAGCAAGCAAGGGAUGCGUGAAGGCACCGCCGUGCCCGUUGUGAUAGACUCCACACAUAUCCAGGUGGCCGAUUUCACAGCCGCAAAGGGUAUUAAGACUUUGAUUGAGGAUUUCGCGAAGCGUGGCCAGCCAUUGAUCUUCCACAAUUUAAAGCCAAGCGUUAUCCAGAUCUUCAAAGGCGUGAAACCGUCAAGCCUCACGUGCAGUUCCAGCGAACUUGAGCUCAACGACUGCCUUAAAGAAUACACGAAUGUAUCAAUCGAGACUCUGAAUCGAUACUGAACGCGUUUAAGUUUGGACGACGAUACGAAUGACAGUUGGAUUCGGUCUUUUCUCUCCUUCCUUAACGAACAUCAGUAUUAAUAGUGAAAACACCGACGCCUUCGUUUCACAGACAGUAUUACUGUAAGCAAAGCGUUAUCUUCGUUUAUCAACUACGACAAUAUAUAGUUGUUUAAAGAGGAACUUUGUAUAUAUGUACGUAUUUAUGAAUGUGCGAGCCAGUAUGAAAAUUAAGCUGUACCUUACAUAUUCGUACGAUGUACACUAUGUAAUAUUUUUGUACUUACGAGAGACGGGAGUUUGACAUAUGUACACUCCGAAUUUAUUCUAUUGAAUUAGAUUGUAACAUAUAUACAUAUGUAACCCCGCGUUAAAUAGACACGCGAUUCAUGACGAACUCGUUACGCCCGUUACGUCUAUCGUGAAUAAACUCAUUGUAAAUAUAUUAGAAUUCCGUUCUCGUGCCACGAAAAGAAAGCGUUCGCGAGGAAUAAUUAACGACUUAGUAGUAGUGCCGCCGUGUACCUUGUGAGAUAAUUCAUGUAUUUCAAAAUAUUUUUUAGCUACAUUUUUCUGUUGUAUUAUAAAAUAUGCAGGCAGCCCGACGUAUGUGCAUAUAGUGACUAUGAUUUUCAUCCGCAUAAAUUAUAUAUAUAUAUAUAUAUAUAUAUAUAUAUAUAUA